Leptosia nina is the source of this 216-nucleotide messenger RNA. The record is from the annotation of a GenBank genome assembly. Lineage: Eukaryota; Metazoa; Arthropoda; Insecta; Lepidoptera; Pieridae.
AUGGUUAAAUUAAAUACGCCAGAACAAGAAGAGAAAACACCAAACAAUCAGGAGAAAACCCCGGAUCUUCCUGUUCGUGAAAGGACUCAAACAGACGACUUGAAUAAGAAAUUAUUAACAUCUUUAUUCAAUAGAAUGAACGAAGGCGGUGAUACUAUGUUAUCGAAAAUGCUAGAGCCUGACAAUAAAACUGAUGAAGAUGAUGAAUGGAAAUAG